Messenger RNA from Paramecium sonneborni, 444 nucleotides. NCBI's taxonomy places the organism in Eukaryota, Ciliophora, Oligohymenophorea, Peniculida, Parameciidae. The record is from the annotation of a GenBank genome assembly.
GCUUUCUUCUCAACGAAACCAAAACCUUAUCACUUUAUGGAACCUCAGAAUAAAUACCAAGAAGAAUGGCAUAAUGCCAAUUAAAUUAAAAUUCAAACUUACUCAGAUUAAAGACUUUCAAUGUUUUACUUAAUUAAAAAUAAUAUCUAGAUUUACAUAGAUCAUAAAGGAUCUAUCCCAUUACAUGUGAAGAACUUAGCUAAAAUAUCAACUUCAUUAAUAACAAAUUAAACUCUUGGGUAUUCUUGUACAGAAUUUAUAUCGAACCUUAUUUUUAUAAAUGGCAGGAAAUUGGGUAAGUCAUUUAGUUGUAAUAUAAAACUGAUUAUAAUUAUAAAAUAUUAAAUUUAAUAAAAAUAAAUACUUAAUAAUAUCGAUGAUCUGCUUCUCUUGGAUUUCCUGAAGGCAAAUUUUCAUUACAGUCUUUAUUUUUCGUUAAUAUGA